Molecule: messenger RNA, 1449 nt
Organism: Adineta steineri
Lineage: Eukaryota; Metazoa; Rotifera; Eurotatoria; Adinetida; Adinetidae
Source: the annotation of a GenBank genome assembly
AUGUGUCUAUGGUUUGUAUUUAUGAUUAUUACACAAUCGGUUGGAGAAGAUAUGCAAUCAUUCCGAAUGUCUUCAAUGCGUGGUUGGAAAUUUCAUUGUACUGGUACACCUUGUUUACCAUUGGUAAGUAUCAUUACGUCGACUAUUAUGAAGUGUCAAAUGGCUUGUUUAGCUCAAGCUUAUUGUAGAGCAGCCAGUUUUCAGAAAUCAACUUCUAAUUGCGAAUUAUUUACUGAUAUGUCAAAUGAAAUUGCAAAUAUGCAGACUGAUACCGACAUUACUACUAUGAUUGUUAUUGCUGGAACACGAUCUCCACCUGAACCGACUACGACAACAUCAACAACAAGUACAACUACAAUGUCAACAACAACGUCAACAACAACAUCAACAACAAGCACAACUACAUCAACAACAUCGUCAUCAUCCUCAACAACAACAUCAACCACAACAUCAACAACAACGUCAACAACAACGUCAACAACAACUACAACAACAACAACAGCAUGUGCCCUGUCUUCUCAAUCGACAUGGUCACAAGCAGCGACUACUAUAUUUGGCAGUCAAGCAGGUACAUCUGGCUCCACCCUUUCACUUCUUUCUGGACCAAAUGGAAUGUAUUAUGACCAACCUAAUAAUCGAUUAAUCAUUGCUGAUAUGGGAAAUUAUCGUAUUCUACAAAUUUCUCUCAAUAAUUCACCUGCAGUUGCAACAGUAAUUGCUGGAAGUAACGGCCAGGGUUGCAACAUGAAUCAGUUUAAUGCUCCUGCUGGAGUAGGUCGUGAUAGUUCUGGUCAAUUGUAUGUAGCAGAUUACAAUUGCAACCAGGUCGUUAGAUUUCCACCAAAUUCGAAUUCGACGACAUCUGGAACACUUAUCGGUUCAGUAGCUACACCAGCAAUAAUAUCCAUAAAUGCAUUGACUAAUGAUGUUUAUGUAGUUAGCGUUGGUGGUAAUUCGGUAUACAAGUUUGUUGGGGGUAGUGGAUCACCAGUGGUUGCAGCAGGUGGCAAUGGUAAUGGAAAUGCCUUGAAUCAGCUUUCAAAUCCAAAUGGUAUUUACUAUGAUUAUUUAUAUACAAAUGCUUUGUACGUUACCGAUCAAUAUAAUUAUCGUAUAAUGAGAUUUCCAUCAGGUUCAACGAGUGCAACUUAUGGAACAGUUGUGGCUGGAGGUAAUGGAGUUGGAAGUGGAGCGAAUCAGUUGAACAGUCCAAGAUCUAUAGUGGUCGAUAGUAGUGGAACUCUCUAUAUAGGUGAUCAAGGUAACAAUCGUGUUACACGUUGGUUGCCAAAUGCGACGAGUGGUACUACAAUUGUUGGUGGUACAUCAGGAACAGCAUCGGAUCAACUUAAUGGGCCUGAAACAAUCCUCUUUGAUAGAUAUAGUAAUCUAUUGGUUGCUGAUAGAUCAAAUAAUCGAAUACAACUCUUUAAUUUAACAACAUGCUAG